ACUUCAACGUGAAUAGUAUACAGAUAUUGUUUUUUUUUUUUGUUUUUUUUUUAUUUUUUUUAGUAAUAUUAAUUAUUAUUUAUCAUAAAAAAAUCGUGUAAUGCGACGGAAAUAUUUAUUUUGGUGUUGUUUCAACAGUGGAUACAGCAAAAUGACGAAAGCCUUACUGCUGUUUAUGAUUUUUACUUUAUGUGACAUACGAGCAGAAGAAUCAAGCACAACUCUACCAUCAGAAACAACUCUUGGCAAAUUAUUACGUCAAGCUCGUUCUGAAUAUUAUCCAAGUAAAUAUGAAGCAGAUGGCUCAUCUGUAACUUCUGGUGCAAUUGGAAUUCGUGGUGAACCAGAACACAGAGAUGCUGCUUAUUAUGAGUCACGAUGUAUCACCUGUGACCCAAACAAAUCUGCAGUAGCCGACAGAAUGUGGAGAGGAAAACCACGAUAUGAUUAUUAUGAAGAUGAUAUUGAUGAACGAAGACAUCGAUAUCGUUACAAUGACUAUGCUGAUAGACCACGUAAUAUAGGAUAUGAAUAUGAACGACCAAGAGGAGGAUCAACUUAUGAUAAUGAUCGUCCAAGUAAUUUACCAUUUGAUUAUGAUCGUAUGAGAGGACCAUCACAAGAUUAUGAUCAUUAUGAUACAUAUGGAAGGAUUAUUCCAACGAGACCACUUCCCUAUUCUGAUCGAUAUGAUAUGCAGUCUGGUAGAGAUUAUUAUAAUAAUGACAUGAGAUAUGAACGUAAUUAUGAUCGUUAUUCAGAACGUGGAAAUGGUUAUGACAAUUCAGAUCAAGGAUAUUUAACAAAUGUAAAUCGUUAUGAUUCUUAUAAUUCACAAAGACGACCAAUUGAUGAUCCAUAUAUGUCAAGAUAUGAUGGCUAUAAUUAUAUGAAUAAAACUUUUGUUAACAGAUAUGAUCCUUAUGAUAAAUAUGAGCCAUAUGAUAGAAACAGCUUUAGAAAACCAUAUGAUGAUAGACGUGAUAGAUAUGAUAGAUAUGAACGUUAUCCAUUUCGUGGAGGACCUAAUUCUAGAGGAUACUUUAACUCUGGUUUAUGGGGACCAGGUGGAGAAAGAGGAUAUCCCACUAGUACAUUGAAUUAUGGAGGAGGUUAUAGAGAUAAUAACUGGAGAGAACCUGGUAAAGAAAGAGAACCCAAUAGUGAUCACUGGAAAGACCUGAAUCGUGAUCGAGAAGUUGGACCUUAUCGACCAAGAGAUUAUUAUGAUGGUAGUACAACACAACCUGGAGGACCAAGAGGUACAAGUUAUCGUUACGACAGACCAGAAUCCUCAACAAAACCAGAUUUACCCGAACGGGAUAAGCCCACUAACUCGCCUCAAACACAAGAUAAUAAAGCCUAUAAGGAUUAGACUUAUAAAUUUGACAAGAAAUAAAUUCUUUUACUUGAAUAUUUUUUGUUAAUUACAACAAUUAACAUAAUUUAAAAAAAAAUGUAUUAAUACUCAAUGCCAUUGAUCAUUUCAAUGAGUAAA
This is a messenger RNA of Aphidius gifuensis, 1498 nucleotides long. RefSeq lists its product as uncharacterized. NCBI's taxonomy places the organism in Eukaryota, Metazoa, Arthropoda, Insecta, Hymenoptera, Braconidae. The record is from RefSeq and is a predicted model, not a curated record. The transcript is spliced from 7 exons. The coding region runs from base 101 to 1375 and encodes 424 amino acids.